CAGCAGCAGCAGUAGCUGCGUAAGCUACACAGACAAGAACACAAACAGCAAACAAAUUAAUGCAGAGUUGGCGAUCGACGCAUUAAGGCUAUAAUUAUUUGAACGCAUACACGUAUUGCGUUUGUGCACCCUAUAAAACAAUACAAGUGAAAAGCGUGCCAUAAUUAUAACAACAGCAGCAACAGCAACAACAGUAGCAACAGCCGCGGCAGCAUCAGAAGCAAAACGAGGGCAGUCUAAUAACAAUAAUCAAAACCGCAAACAAAAUCAAUAAACGGCAAUGUGCGAAAAUUGCUAAAAACAACAGCAAAAGGAAAACAAAAGAAAGGAAAAGCAAAGCAAAAUACGUCAGCAGUCAGCUAAAUCAGCCGCACCAAUAACGACAGCAGCCAUUAAAAUUGCCAACAUGAUUGACGCCACCUGCAAUUAUUUGAAUCCCUAUGCGCUGCCCCAGCCAACAGCCAUGCAUCAGCAGCAGCAGCUCCAACAGCAGCAGCAACUGCAAAUACAACAACAACAGCACCAGCAGCAGCAGCAGCAGCAACAUCAACAGCAACAUCAACAGCAGCAACAGCAACAGCAGGAGCAACAGCAACCAAGUCAUGAUUUCAUUAGCGCCACAUUGCUGUCCGCCUCGACGUCCACCUCCGCCUCCAACUGCGACUCGACUGCUUCCUCUCCGUUAGCAUUUUACGGCAAGCAGGGAAAUGCAUCGCCGACAGUUUCUGCAUCGACCGCAUCAUCGCAUCAGGCGGUGCCGCCAAUGAAGCUGGAAAUGCAAUAUCCGCCGCAGGCAUCAUCCACGGGCAGUGCAUCGCCCAACUCCAGUUUGUCACAAUCGGCCGCUUCCUCUGCAUCGGUGUCUCCCAGCAUUUUCCCAUCGCCUGCGCAGUCCUUUGCCUCGAUAUCCACUAGUCCGCCAGCCGCAGCCGCCGGGGGCUCCUCCUCUGCCGCCGCAGCAGCUGUAGCCGCAGCCGCUGCCGCCGACCUGGGCGCCGCGGCUGUGGCUAGCGCCUACAGCUGGAAUACGGCUGCCUACACAGCGCUGCCAACAAGAACUCAAUUUCCGUAUGCUCAAUAUGCAACGUACGGAAACGUGGCAUCAGUUGGCGUUGCAGCAUCGGCGUCGGCCGCGUGGUUCUCGCACCAGGAGCGCCUCUACCAGCCGUGGUCCUCGCAGAGCUAUCCGAGCUUCAACUUCGACGACAUCGCCUUCCAGACACAGCUUCAGCGUCGCUCCGUGCGCUGCACCUGCCCCAACUGCACCAACGAGAUGAGCGGCUUGCCGCCCAUCGUCGGGCCGGAUGAGCGCGGCCGCAAGCAGCACAUCUGCCAUAUUCCCGGCUGUGAGCGGCUCUACGGCAAGGCCUCACACCUGAAGACCCAUCUGCGCUGGCACACGGGGGAGCGUCCGUUCCUCUGCCUGACGUGCGGCAAGCGCUUCUCGCGCUCCGACGAGCUGCAGCGCCACGGACGCACCCACACCAACUACCGGCCCUACGCCUGCCCCAUCUGCUCCAAGAAGUUCUCGCGCAGCGAUCACCUCAGCAAGCACAAGAAGACCCACUUCAAGGACAAGAAAACGAAAAAGGCCCUGACAGCCGAGGCCAAGGAGCACGCGGCGGCGGCGGCCAUCAAGCAGGAGAAGUCCGAGAAGGCGCUCAACGGCAGCAAAAAGGCGCUGAAAAGCACCGCGGCUGCCGUCACGGCGCCAAUGCUCGGCGGCAGCAGCAGCAGCAACAGCAGCAGCAGCAUGCAAUUCAAGCAGGAGCAGCCGGACAGCCUGGGCUACGCACCCUACGCGACAGCAGCAGCAGCGGCAGCCGUUGCAGCCAGCAGUCUGCCACCCCCUCUACCGCCCCUAUUCCAGCAGAGUGAUCCCAAUAGCAGCAGCGGCGCCAGCAGCUACGAGCCCUGGUGCACGGCCAGCACCAGCACCAGCACCAGCGCCAGCGCCAGCAACAACAGCAAUAGCAAUAAUCCAACAGCAGCAGCAGCAGCAGCAGCGGCAGCGGCAGCCACAGCCACAGCCACAGCCACAGCCACGCAGCACUAUGCGGCGCUGGCCAUGCAGAGCGAGUCGCAGCUGGCCUCAGAAUACGGCCUGACCAUGUCCGGUUUGGCGAGCGGUGCCAGCGAUAGUAGCAGCAGCAGUUGCAAUAAUCUGAACGGCGGAUAUUCCGGACUUGUGGGGCCCAUGAAGUCCGAUUACGUCGGCAACUAUCCGGCCGAGUUUGCCAGCGGCUCCGGCUACGGCUAUGCGCAUCAUCAUGUCGCCCAUGCUCAUGCCCACGCUCACGCCCACGCGCACGCCCACAACCAUCAUCAUCAUCAUUAUCACAAUGCGUGGACCGCCGCCUAUCAUCCGCAUGCAACCGCCUAGACGGAAGAGGAGAUCGUUGCGGCCGGGUACCUUAACUAAAUCCUUGUUGUUGUGUUG
This is a messenger RNA of Drosophila navojoa, 2440 nucleotides long. It is a transcript of the gene btd, whose product is annotated as buttonhead. Gene Ontology annotation, molecular function: RNA polymerase II cis-regulatory region sequence-specific DNA binding; DNA-binding transcription factor activity, RNA polymerase II-specific. NCBI's taxonomy places the organism in Eukaryota, Metazoa, Arthropoda, Insecta, Diptera, Drosophilidae. The record is from RefSeq and is a predicted model, not a curated record. Gene Ontology annotation, biological process: regulation of transcription by RNA polymerase II.